GCAACGAGCCAUCUUACUCCAGACGCCGAUCAUUACUUCUUCUAGUAAUUUCAGUGGUAACGUGUCGUGAAAGCAUAAGAUUUUAGUGAAGAACGCAACGUUAUUUUACGUGUAUUCAGAAUGAGCACCCGAGUAUUCGUUGGUGGAUUAACAUACCGGGUGAGAGAGCGCGACCUUGAGAAGUUCUUCCGGAAAUAUGGUAGAAUCAAGGAGGUCGCUAUGAAGAAUGGAUUUGCCUUUGUGGAAUUCGAUGACUAUAGGGAUGCAGACGAUGCAGUCUACGAGCUCAAUGGGAAGGAGCUUCUAGGAGAAAGAAUUACUGUAGAGAGGGCCCGGGGGACACCUAGGGGUAGUGACCAGUGGCGCUAUGGUGACUCCCGUGGUGGUUAUGGGGACUCGAGGCGAUCUGCCCGAGACGAUAUGCGGCACGACAGAGAUAGUGUGAACAGAAACACAAGGACUGCAUCUAGCUACAAGCAAUCAUUGCCCAGAUACGGACCACCAACACGCACCGAGUACCGGCUCACCGUAGAAAAUCUGUCAAGUCGCGUCAGCUGGCAGGAUUUGAAGGAUUAUAUGAGACAGGCUGGCGAAGUGACGUACGCAGAUGCACACAAACAACGCAGGAACGAAGGGGUUGUAGAAUUCGCAACAUACUCCGACCUGAAGAACGCAAUUGAUAAGUUGGAUGACACAGAACUAAACGGGCGUAGAAUCAGACUUAUCGAAGAUAAAAGACGUGGACGUCGCUCAAGAUCCUCAAGUUCAAGAUCAAGAUCAAGGUCACGAUCUCGAUCUCGCCGCCGAUCUCGCUCCCGCUCAAGGUAUUAUCGUCGUUCUCGAACCCGAUCAAGGAGUCGUCGUAGCUCUCGUAGUCGUAGCCGCCGCAGCAGCCGUUCCAAAUCAAGGGCACAUUCUAAAUCUAAAUCAAAAUCUAAAUCCAAAUCCCCUGAACGUAGCCGCUCUCGAUCUAAAUCCAAAUCAAGAGACCGCUCAAAGUCGAAAUCUAAGUCAAAGUCCAAAUCCAGAUCUCGUUCUAGGUCCAAGGCUGAGAGGUCAAAGUCCAGGUCGCAGUCCAAAUCCAAAGCCAAGUCUCCCUCAAAUUCUUCUUCCAGAGAUCGAUCUAGUCGCGAGAGAUCGAGAGGCGACAGAUCAAGAUCCCGAUCAGGCAGCAAACAUAGUAAAAGUCGCAGCCGUUCACGUUCACCAAUGAACGGCGAUAAAUCACCAGAAAUUAAUAAGCAGAAAACUGAUUAAAAGGAAACUGGAAACAAGAGAGGGAGAGAAACAGUGGAGGGAUAACUGUGUGGAGCAAAUGACUUCGAAGGAUUGCUUGAGAGAGAGAAAGAGAGAGAAGAAGAAUUUUCCUCUUUUUUUGUUUCCCUUUUUUUUCUACGAUUUAAAACACAUUCAAGAAGCCAAUUUUUCAUGCCUUUGUUUUUAAGAGACGUCGAUUUUUGUGACAUUACACACUACUUGUAAUUAACAUGUACAUCGUUUUACGAAUAAGCAAACGAAAAAAAGUCAGAAAUCUUGUAAAAUGUGGAACAAACGAUAAAAAUGAAUGUAAUUUAAUGGUCGGUAACAUUAAAAAAAAAAAAUUGUACAUGGGUUUACUUAACCGAACCAAUUUGUACAUUGGUUUCACCGUAAUUUUAAAACUACACAACACUUUUCAUCUUCGAAAAACACCACUCGCAUUUAGAGAAAUAAGAUGUCUUCAUACGUACCUUAAACGGAUUCUACACGUUUUUCGAUGUAUCGCCGUAUAUCAAGGAAUUCCCUGUAAUGGCUUUUUGUAUAUAUUCCUAACAAUCACAUUACAAUAAGCAAAUUGUGAUGUGUUAAAAUUUAGUGGUAAGAGGUAUCUUAUUAUCAAUAAAAUUUCACGC
Habropoda laboriosa is the source of this 1892-nucleotide messenger RNA. It is a transcript of the gene B52, whose product is annotated as serine-arginine protein 55. The record is from RefSeq and is a predicted model, not a curated record. Gene Ontology annotation, biological process: alternative mRNA splicing, via spliceosome; mRNA splice site recognition. NCBI's taxonomy places the organism in Eukaryota, Metazoa, Arthropoda, Insecta, Hymenoptera, Apidae. Bases 121 to 1257 code for a protein of 378 amino acids. Gene Ontology annotation, molecular function: mRNA binding. Gene Ontology annotation, cellular component: ribonucleoprotein complex; nucleus; cytoplasm. The transcript is spliced from 12 exons.